UUGUCAUUUAAUAAGUUUUAUUCAAAUUUUGGUUUAGAUAUAGAGUAAAAAUUCUCAUGAAGUUUUUAAUGUUAUGGUAUUUUUUGAAAAAGAUCAGGGAGUUGUAAGAGAAGAUGGCGAAUUUUAUUUGCUCUAUGAGCCAAAGGAUAUACUUGGAGAUGGUAUAUCCAGUGUGGUGCGGCGAUGCAUCCACAAAGAAACAGGUGAAGAAUAUGCUGUGAAAGUGAUUGACAAAUUUUGUAAGCGAUGUGAAAGCGUCAAGGGUAUUGAUGUUGUAAGACAGUUCCAUACUGAAGUCAGUAUUUUAAAUAGGCUGAAAGGCCAUCCUUACAUAAUUUCAUUAAAAGAUUCAUUUGAAAGCAGUGCAUUUAUGUAUUUGGUACUAGAGUUAGCUAAAGGUGGAGAACUUUUUGAUUAUUUGACAAAAGAAGUGACUAUUUCUGAAAAACUCUCAAGAAAAUUUUUAUGGCAAUUACUGCAAGCUGUUAAAGGUAUUCAUGAUGAGGGAAUUGUUCAUAGAGACAUUAAGCCAGAGAAUAUACUUCUUGAUGAAGAUAACAAUGUUAUAUUAUCAGAUUUUGGAUUUGGAGCUAUAACGACCAAUGCUCAACCACUUUUUGAAAUACUUGGAACUCCCUCUUACUUUGCUCCAGAAGUGUUAAGGUGUCUUGUAUUAGAAGACCCCCAAGGAUAUGGAUCAGCAGUUGACUUAUGGGCUUGUGGUGUGAUUCUCUACACUUUGUUAGUUGGGCAAGGUCCUUUUUGGCAUAGAAAAGAUACUGUUAUGUAUCGAAAUAUAAUGGAAGGAAGUUUUAAGUUUCAAUCCCCAGAGUGGGAUGAUAUAAGUGAAGGUCCAAAAGAUCUGAUAAGAAAACUUCUGGUUGUAGACCCUCAACAACGUUACACUGCAGAUGAAGCUUUAUCUCACCCAUGGUUUAAAGUUCUUAGCUGUUCAGAUAUAAAAUUAAAAGCAGAACAUCCAAAAUUGAAAUUAAAGGUUCUUGUGUAUGCACUUUUGACAAUGAAACGGUUAUACUACACAUACCAUGAAAGACACGCUCCUAUGACAUACAAAACAGUUUUAAAUAAUCCCUAUAAUUUUAAGGAAAUUCGCAAAAUUAUUGACAGCUGUACAUUCAAUAUGUAUGGACAUUGGGUGAAGCGAACGCCGGAUCAGGCACAAAACCGUGGAGCAUUAUUUGCAAACUCUUUGAAACGUGAGCUUGUUAAAGCAGAUGUGGUUGAUGGGUUUAAACCGCUUAUUCCCAUGCUUUAUUCUCAUGAACUUACGCAAUCGUUUAUUCCAAGGCGACCUUCUUUUAUCAAAAACUCAAGCUCUAAUUCUCUGGACAAAUACACAUCUAAUCAUAGUAGUAAAACGGACGCCCUUUCAAAUAAUAGACCGAACACCCCUUCAAACAAUUGAUUUAGCCCUUCCCUUAUAUAGUUAAUGCAGAUUGUUUUUAAAAUAUUGAAAAUAUUCUCAUUCUUAAAAUAGUUUUAAAGAAAAUUUUUUAUUUUCUAAAAAUUUUAUGUGAAUAACUUCUUUUAUAUAUUUACUAGGACAAGAUUGUCUACAAUUAUUUUAUGUGAAGACUUUCUUUUAUGUUUUA
Messenger RNA from Hydra vulgaris (swiftwater hydra), 1613 nucleotides. RefSeq names its product phosphorylase b kinase gamma catalytic chain, skeletal muscle/heart isoform. NCBI's taxonomy places the organism in Eukaryota, Metazoa, Cnidaria, Hydrozoa, Anthoathecata, Hydridae. Gene Ontology annotation, molecular function: calmodulin binding; phosphorylase kinase activity; ATP binding. Gene Ontology annotation, biological process: protein phosphorylation; glycogen biosynthetic process. The record is from RefSeq and is a predicted model, not a curated record. Gene Ontology annotation, cellular component: phosphorylase kinase complex.